This is a messenger RNA of Gasterosteus aculeatus aculeatus (three-spined stickleback), 2458 nucleotides long. Lineage: Eukaryota; Metazoa; Chordata; Actinopteri; Perciformes; Gasterosteidae. The record is from RefSeq and is a predicted model, not a curated record.
AACAGGACGGGAACGUGGAGUUUAGGAUUGAGAGAAUGAAAAAAAAGACGAAGUAGAUAAAAUGGAGUGUUUGAAUCCGUCUUCCUGUCCCAACAGAAGAGAAAACAUUUCUAUUAAGUGAUGAAGACAGCUAGAGGGAGGCUUUCCGCUCAACAUGCAGACAGAUGUGGAGGCUGCAGCUGCUCUCAUCGUUCAAAGUAGCUGGAAAGGUCAGCCUUGAGUAAGACAACAACAGCAUGCCACCUGAACAACCUGUCCACCUUUGACCUUCUUUCUGCAAUGAGCUCUCUCAACUUGGUGAAGAUGUAGUCUUGACCUGCAUGGAGAUGUCUCUAAACAACGUCUCCUCUAUCUGGUCACAUUGGUUGCUGUUAUUCCUGACCCAAGUCACCCUGACAACCAACUCGGCCCCCCGAUCUGAAACUUCCCUUCCGCUCAAUACCACUUUGUUGUUCAACAGUGGUGCCUACAACCUGCGGAAUUGCAGCUGCUACUCUCCCAUUCGGGAAUGCGAUGAGGUACUGGCCAACUCGCUGUGCAGAUGCCACACCGUUUUGCGCUCCGCUCUGCCCCCUGCCGGGCUCAGAGAGCCUGGACGACUGGCAGUGUGGGUGAAAGAGCUCUGGGUUCUGGAGGAGUUGCUGAACCGGAGCAUGGUGGGCCAUUUGCUCUUGUCUUUUUGUGGAAUGAAACCAAUAGACAGUCAGUACCUGGUUCUGCUAGGUCUACGGACCCUCAGGAUCCACAGCGCAGCACCAGAGGCUCCCUACCCGAGCCAGGAAAUGAUCAUCUCCCCAGCAUCGGGGGUGGCAGUGGAGCUGGAGGCUUUGUACUUUGACUUAUCCUCUUCCUUCCAUGUGACCUUUCUGGAUGUAGCAGUUCUGAAUGGGCUCUCUGUCCUAAAGGCAUACAGUGUGGUGGGACCACCUGCUCAAACACUCUCUCAACAGUUCCCACACCUGGCAGUGCCCUUUUCUCUGCCAUCUCCUGCUACUCCGGAUAACCCCACGGAUCCCAGUGAGCAGACUGCAGUGCUUCAGCAGAACCUGCUUUUUACAUUUGUGUACUAACCACAACAAGUUCUAUUCACAGGCAUGGUGAGGUUUGUAGUACAAGUCACUAUUGAUGUACACAGAAAUUCUGCAAAUCAUUAGUCCCUUGAUGGAUGGGUUUUGCUCUCUUUUUGCACAUGACAUGUUCGUUACAUAAUAAGUUUUUGUUUGACUAAGACCCAAAGGUGACUCGACAGGCUGACAUAUUAUCCAUCCUGAUGUAACUUAUUGACUUCAGACCUGCCACAUGUGUGCUCUUGCUGCUUUUCGUUUAUCACUUAAGGGCUCAAAAUGGCUGCACUCUACAUUACUCUACAUGUCAUGUAGCUGACGCUUUAAUCCAAAGCGGGUUUCAAUAAGUACAUUUCAACCAUAAGGAUACAAACCCAGAAGAAUAAGAAAUAAGAAAGUGCAAUUUGAUUAAAUAAGGCGAUUUACAACGUGCUAUAGAUAAGAGCCAUUAUAAGUACCAUUCAAGUGCUAUAAUUUGUUUUGUAUUUUUUAGUCAUGGUGUAGUCUGAAGAGCACUCACAACAUGUCAUUUUAACACCAGCUACAUUUGCAAGUCUUCGUACAGCAUAUUGAAGUUACCCUCCCAUAACAUAAGCAGUGUUUAUUUACCAACUCGGAAGCUGUAAUGACACCGGUUCCUACUUCACAUAUAAUCUGCUCCAGUCAGUCGGAGAUGCUUUGCUUGUGUUGAUUUCCUGGCUCUGUGGCACAGACUUCAACACCACGAUACACUGUGUAUUUACAUGCAUGAAUAUCAUCUCAUAGCCCUGUGAUAGCUAAAUCUAGUUAUAUUAUGUAUUUUACAUACUUUGCAAAUUCUGAUUGUUGCUACCACUUAAUGGAGACAUAUGAAGCUAAUUUUAACACUCAUACUUGGAUUUACGGUUUCAACCUUAACACGGUCACAUGCUUUAAUGUUAAAAAACGUUUUUCUCGUAUUGUCUGUGUUCACCUUGUGUCCCCUUUAAGAGACCCAACAAUGUAAUUCAAUAAAUCACUUCACGAAGGGAAUGAAAGCAGUACCCAACGGCUAUAUAAAUGUUUCACAAAUGAUCUGCUAAUCUGAACUCAACUUCCACAUUUUGAAUAUUCUUUUUCUUUCAUUUUCUAACAACAGUUUGAACCUCAGCCAAUUGACAGCCCUAGUAGAGCAGGUAGAAGUCUUACAUAAGAGCAAAUUUUGUUGCUAGAUUGUGAAAAUACCAUGUCCUUAUCCUUUGUGUUGCAGUUAUAAAUGCUGAUAAUCCAUUAAUUAAUUGUUAUUGGUUCUUACUUUCUAAUAAGUGUUAGUAAAUGCUUUAUUAACCAUUAUAAAACCACAUGUUACAUUUCAUGAACUGCUUAGAAGGGACCAUCUAUUAAGAAGUAAAGAAUAAAUGCCAAUGUUCCUCCAA